Messenger RNA from Amphimedon queenslandica, 1260 nucleotides. RefSeq names its product putative protein TPRXL. The record is from RefSeq and is a predicted model, not a curated record. Bases 498 to 1136 code for a protein of 212 amino acids. The transcript is spliced from 7 exons. Lineage: Eukaryota; Metazoa; Porifera; Demospongiae; Haplosclerida; Niphatidae. Gene Ontology annotation, molecular function: serine-type endopeptidase inhibitor activity.
UCUCUCGCCACCAGGCCUCUCGCUUGAUUGAGCAUGAUAGAUUGAUUAAAAGAGAGAGCAAGAAAGAGUCUUGAGUCUUCCAGCUCUCGGCAUGAAAAUUAUGGGACUAAGCAUAACAGCAUUGCUGUUACUACUUGUACUCGAUGUAGCAUCCUCCCGGAAUGAAGAGAAAUGCCACGGAGGGUUUUUUUAUAUAAUCCCAAAUUAUAUUAUCAGACAAAGGAAUUAUAGUGUUUCAUUAGUGCAUGUGAUGGGAUGGGAAAAGGAACAAAAGAAACACCAACCUCAGUUAACAUUGCUCUUCAAUUGAUUCACGCAAAAGUUUGUUAAUUUUUAUUUAAUAAAAUCUUUCCCUGAUAGCAUUUCUAUCUUGUCCCGAUGAGCCGGUAAAGAAAUAUUAUUAUAACACCGUCUCAAGCUCUUGCCGAAAGUUUGACUACUAUCAGAGCUGUGAAAACUAUGGCGGCAUUGGAAACAAGAAAAACAAGUUUGACUCGAUGGCAGAGUGCAUUAAUACUUGUUUUGAUGUUCCUUCAAACUCAACUCCAGCUUCUUCUAUUAAGCACACAUCCAUUCUACCUGAGUUAGCCAUAGUGACAUCAGUCCUAAAUUUUGCUACCACUUCAUAUAUGGAGCAUGUCUCAACUAUGCCAAUUCAUGGCCGGAGCUCAUCUCCACCACCUUCCCCGUCAUCCUCCUCCUCCUCCUCCUCCUCAAAGUACCAGAAGCCACCACAGCCAACCUCAGUCUCCAAUACUCAGAUCUCUCCUGUUUUAUCCUCCUCCUCCUCCUCCUCCCGUUCAUAUUCCUCCACCAUUAUUAUACAGAAACCACCACAUCCAACUGCAUCCUCCUCAUCUUCUGAGGAUCAAUUUUACAACCAGAUGUUCAUUUAUGGAUCACUCACUGUCUUUUUCGUGGUUGUACUCUCUCUCGUCAUUGCAGGCUCCAUUUUUGUCAUCAUGUACUUGAGCUAUCGGCGGAGAAAACGUGUCUUGGAAUCGCCGUCCUCAGAAAUGCCUAGCAGUAUUAAUAGUAGCAGUAGUAGGAGCGAUGAAGCUGAGAACAACAGCAUUUGUAUCUUACCUCAUUCUGGCUCACAGUCUUCAAGCCCAUCUGAACUCAUAGAAGCGUAAGAGCUGAAUAUACCUCCUACUAUGGCUACUCAGUACCACCAUUAUUGUUACUAACACUAUAUAUCAUAAUUAUAAUAAUUAAUUUUGUUGUGUAUUUUCAUCAUUUAUUCUUUCCUUGUAAUGG